AUGUGUAUUUUAUUCUGGACAGUUCAGAAUCACCCCAAGUAUAAAUUUAUAUUUGCAGGCAAUCGAGACGAGUUUCUUAGACGACCCACAGCUCGAGCACGGUUCUGGGAAGAAGCAGACGAGAAUAUUCUAGGGGGUAUCGAUUUAGAGGCUCAUCCGAUGGACAAUGUCAAAAAUGGUACUUGGCUUGGCAUCAAUCGACAAGGCAAGUUUGCUGCUCUCACCAACUUUAGAGAGCAACAGUUCAAGGGAACUGUCACACGAGGUGCAUUAGUAAGAGACUUUCUUUACAGCCAUGAUCCAGUUCACAUGGCAGUUGAUUAUAUCAAGAGCCGUGCUGAGGAUUUUGGAGGAUUUAGCUUGAUCUGCUUUGACUUUGGGAACAAGAAUCAAGUAGAGAUGAUGUAUAUCACAAACAGAGAAAAUCAACUUGUGACGGAGCUGGAGCCAGAAAAGAUUUAUGGACUCUCAAAUUCAAUCUUGACAAAACCCUGGCCAAAGGUAACUCAAGGGAAAGAACUAUUUGAAAAAAUUAUAAAGUCUGGAAACAAUGAUCCAAAAGAAUUGAUUGAGGCAUUGUUUGAUAUGUUGAGUACAAGUCAGCCCAUGACAGAUACAGAAAAUGUGGAAACUAUUAUGGAUGACCUGAAGGAACGCAUAUUUAUACCCAAGUUUGACUUUCCUGCUAUCACAGGCGUUAAAGAACCUAGUUAUGGAACACGUACAAGUACGGUAGUACUAAUAGACUAUGAUGAUAAUGUUACUUUUGUCGAACGUGAUUGGUAUGACAGCAACCUUUCACUUUGUAAGUCUGGCGAAUGUGAUGAAAGAUCCUUUAGAUUUCAAAUAGAUCAAGUCUCAUAA
Molecule: messenger RNA, 864 nt
Organism: Rhizopus microsporus ATCC 52813
Lineage: Eukaryota; Fungi; Mucoromycota; Mucoromycetes; Mucorales; Rhizopodaceae
Product: DUF833-domain-containing protein
Exons: 4
Coding region: 1-864 (287 amino acids)
Biological process (GO): Golgi organization; protein secretion
Cellular component (GO): Golgi apparatus
Source: RefSeq, a predicted model, not a curated record